Messenger RNA from Sugiyamaella lignohabitans, 828 nucleotides. RefSeq lists its product as uncharacterized. Gene Ontology annotation, biological process: P-body assembly; cytoplasmic stress granule assembly. The record is from RefSeq and is a predicted model, not a curated record. The coding region runs from base 1 to 828 and encodes 275 amino acids. Gene Ontology annotation, molecular function: mRNA binding. Gene Ontology annotation, cellular component: P-body. NCBI's taxonomy places the organism in Eukaryota, Fungi, Ascomycota, Dipodascomycetes, Dipodascales, Trichomonascaceae. The transcript is spliced from 2 exons.
AUGAGUAUGUAUAUUUGGUCUCAUAUAAGUCAUGUUAGAGUGUCAGCCAACAAUUACGCUGGUCAACAGCCUAGUGUUACUCCUGGAUAUCCUAAUUAUGCCUCAUCAGGAACUGUACCUCAACAACCUGCUGCUGCCACUUCAUCAGUAGCAUCAGUGCCAGCUCCUGCAACAGCUCCUGUGAACCAGGGAGUGCCAUCGGUACCAGCAGUUCCACAACAGGCCACAGAGACAGCUUCUGCUGUGCCAGCAGUUCCAGCUGUCUCAACCCAGACUCCAGCUGCCAGUAACUCUGUUCCUGCCGCUGCAACAGCUCCUUCUGUGUCUAGCAAUAACGGUGGUGAUGCUAGUGUGCAAGGAACCCACGCAGGACGUGGCGAUUCUGGUGCCAGCAGCCGACCCAAACACAAUAACCGUAACGGACAGGGUCAGAAACCCAAGGUGGUGUUGCCAGAAUUCAACUUUGACGCGUCCAACGCCAAGUUCUCGAAAGAAGACAUCACCAAAGAAGAGUCUGUGAUUCCCAAGGCCCCAGCAGAGGGAUUCUACGACAAAAAGAGCUCCUUUUUUGACAAUAUUUCGUCAACUACCAAAGAGCAAAUCGAGGGCAGUUCGGACAACAAAACUGCUUACCAGAGAAGGGGCGAGGAACGCCAGCUCAACAUGGAAACCUUUGGCCAAGCCGAGUCGAACCACGGAAACUGGCGUGGUGGACGAGGCGGCAGAGGCCGUGGUAGAGGUGGUCACAGAGGCAGAGGAAACGGGAACUGGAGAGGCGGUCGCGGUGGUUUCAACAACAACAACAAUAAUAGCAACAACUUUAGCUAA